AUGCACAAAAACAUUCUCCACACCUGAUGCUAAGGGGAAGAAAAGAAGAAAUACAAAGAAACAGACAAUGAGAACCCUCAAGAAAAACCCAGAGACAUUACAUGAGAACUUUGAGUACAAGGAUUUGCAAAACACAGGUGUACUAGUUUUAGAUGAUGAGUUUAUGAGUCUGGUAUUCUACACAGAACGAACACUUCUAUGGUUAGAGGCUUUCAAGCAGUUCUAUCAGCGAAAAGGUAUGAAAGCAACAACAGCACGCCUCAAACAUGGAACUAAAAUAACUGUGUCAGAUUAUGUGACAGUAGAAGUCAGUGACUCAGGCAUUAUUACAGUCUUUGGAGAAGAGCUACAGGACUGGAGAGACAAUGAUUUUGAUCUGAUCAAAGGAACAUUAGUUUCUUUGAAAAUAACAUCUACUCCUGAUUCAUACUCUACAUCUCUGCCAUCUACCUCAACUCCUUGUAAUACUCACAGUAGUGGAACAUUACCCGCACAAACGCAAGAGGAUAUCUUCAUAAGCCAAUCCGAGGAAAUAGACACUGGCGAGGACAGUAUUAUCUUCUUCUUGGGUAAUGAUACUAUACCCAAUACCCAAGCUGACAGUGGUGAAUCUGCCCAAAUAUCUCAAUCUCAGUCUCUAAUACAGCCCACUGUUAUACCAGAAACUCAGCUUGAUACUCAAAAACCGCUUUCUCAAAAUGCAUCCCAACCAGCGACAGGAUCUUUGCAUUUAUCAAAUAUAUCUCCUACUCAGACAGAAUCCACUUCUAAACCUGACACACCAAGCAUAACAUCGGAGUUACAAUGUGAAAACAAAAAACUGAGGACUAGGAUUAUCUCUCUUGAAAAGAGGCUUGAAGAGGAAUCUAUUGAACACAGUCAACACAUUACUCAGCUGAAUGCCAAGUUGCAGGAUCUGCACUAUAGGCUUCAAUCAGCUGACAAGAAGAAAGAAGAUGAAAUUCAGAUGGCAAAACAACUCCAUGAACAAGAGACGAGAGAUCUGGC
Molecule: messenger RNA, 1008 nt
Organism: Owenia fusiformis
Lineage: Eukaryota; Metazoa; Annelida; Polychaeta; Sabellida; Oweniidae
Source: the annotation of a GenBank genome assembly